AUGUAUAAUGAAAGAAAUACACACACUACUUGUGCAGUCGUUUAUAAAUAGAAAAGUAGUUUUUAGUUUGUUUACAUUGGAGGAGAAUAUGAUAGUUUCUAUGGUGCAACUUGACAACAUCAGUUUCUUCUCUUGUUUCAGUUCCAUUGUCUACUUAAAGUUUGUCCAAAUAGGAAUCUAUAGUUCCUUUACAAUUUGAGGUCAUUUUGACUUCAUUAUAGAUGUCAGAAAUCUUUCGUCUGUAAUUGUGCUGUAAGGCUUUGGGAGAAAAAGGAAAAAGGUAGGAAAAGAAAUACAAAGGCAACGCUUAAAAAGCCGGAUGGAGGUCACACUGGUGAGACCUCUGGUUACUGAUUGAACAGGUUCAACCAGUGGGACCUUCCAGUUUAUUAAAAAAUAAUUCAAAAUAUUAAAUAUAAUAGAUAUUUAGUUGAAAUAUGAAUUUUUCUUAAUAGUAUAGUGCAGAUUCAAGGGGUUAAAGAUCCAAAUCUCAUAGCAUACAAUAAAUUUAAAAAUUAAGUUUAAAACCAGUUUAAAUGUUCUUUUACUGGUACAACUGGUUUUUGUCUGAAUUGAAAAUCCCUGGUUUAAUGAUAUAUAUUGGAUCAGAUAUACCACCUGUUUCCGUCAAUUGAUUUGACUAGCUGACCCAGGUCUGUUAACACUGGUGUAAGGAGGGAAAGAAAAGAACCCUGUAACUAUUGAAGCUUGUUUGCAUUGUAAUAAUUUCAUGAAAUGGUGCAAUCCAUUUGUGUCUCAACUGCUCAGUCUUUCUUUAUUCAAGGUUGUUGGACAUGCUACUGCUUGGGGAAAGAAAUAUUCUUCCAGAUUAUUGUUGGUUAUUUUAUUGACUGACUUGCAGUAACCUCUGUCAAACUUGGAAAUGAAGUACCCACUGAUUCAAGUUUGUAAUUUUGAAUAUUUUGAAGUUUCUCCAUUAUCUCUGUUCUCUUUUGAGCUUCCUAAACUGCAAUGAUUUGUGGAAAGGGCCAUAUUUUAUGAUAUUUCUUUCUUUCUUAUUUUAUAUAUAAUGCUUGAAAAUCGAAUGUUAGGGUGAGAAUCUUAUUCAUUUCUGUCAAUUCAUGGCUUAUAUCUACGUCCCUUUGGUUGCUGAAUUGCAGCUACUACAAAUUUAGGAGAUGAUUCUAAAGAAACUAAAAUGUCUGGUUCGACUAGCCAGCUUAUUCCAAAUUCAUCUGGGGUGGAAUCUUUGGUCAGAGAUAUAUGCAGUACAACUUCCAUUGCAGAGUUCGAACUAAAACUUGGUGGAUUUCGGCUAUACAUGGUGUGGAACUUGGCUGGAAAAAGUGAACCUCCACCUCCACCUCCUCCUGUCAGUGUCAGCACCAAUAAAACUGUUGAAGCACCUAAGUCAAAUGAGACCGUUUCAACACCUUCAUUAGUUAUCACCAGACCGCUAUCUUCUUCAGGGAGAAUUGAAUCAUUCCUUGAUAAAGCUGCAGAUGAAGGUUUGGUGAUUCUUCAGUCUCCAAAGGUAGGUUUCUUCAUGAUAUCACGAACCAUUAAGGGGAAGCGUGCUCCACCAUCGUGUAAAGAGAAGCAAAUAGUAAAGGAAGGCCAGGUGCUUUGCUACAUCGAACAACUAGGCUGUGAAAUUCCGAUUGUGUCUGAUGUAUCCGGGGAGGUCAUAAAAAUUCUACAAGAGAAUGGUGAUUCUAUCGGAUAUGGUGAUGCUCUUAUUGCAAUUCUCCCUUCUUUUCCUGGGAUAAAGAAGCUGCAGUAGGUGAUUUCGGUAAUUUGCUUGUUAUCCAUUGGUCUAUCGCUGAUAUAAGGUUUAUGUCCUUUAUCAUCUUUGAAAGAAUGAAUACACCUGCCUCUAGCAUUUCAGUACAUAAGGAUUCUGUGAAAAGUAAUUGUUGCUGAUAAAAAUGUUUGUAGUCUUGGAAUUGAAUUUUUCUUGUUAGUAAUUGAAAUGUGGAACC
This is a messenger RNA of Gossypium raimondii (Peruvian cotton), 1943 nucleotides long. RefSeq lists its product as uncharacterized. NCBI's taxonomy places the organism in Eukaryota, Viridiplantae, Streptophyta, Magnoliopsida, Malvales, Malvaceae. The record is from RefSeq and is a predicted model, not a curated record.